AUGGAUCUUGCCUGCAGUGGCUUCACCGCCGUCAAUGUCGACUCCGAUUUUGAGCAACCCGAAGAUAUCCAUGAAUAUUUCUCUUUACAAGCACUGCCCAAUACCAAUAUUUGGCGCAAACCCUCCGCAACAGAUGAUACCACUGCGCCUAUGGUGUUGAAGCGCUUACAGCAGUCGUUUAUCCUUGCAGAAGUCACCGUCUCGGCCGAUUUUGCCAUGGAAUUUGACCAGGCUGGUCUAGUCAUCUUCGCCGGCUCACUACCAGAAGCGUCGGUGUCGCGAUCUCCCAGCAUCCGGAGAAGCCCUCGCUACCUCAGACCCAGAAUGGAAACGCUGGCCAGAGGGAGGUGGGCCAAAGCCGGUCUUGAAUUCACGGGAGGAGAACUCCACGCCGCAUCUGUGGUGGCCAUUUCCAGCUGCGGUGCCGACUGGUCAUCGUCAGCCCGAAUGCCCUCACCAUUGACCACAUUCGACCCGUUUUCGCUGACGUCGCAAUCGCUUCGCGUGAAGUUCGAACGAGUCGACGAGUCUCUGUGGAUCUGGUACCAAAUACCCAACCUCGGCCCGCAGCCAUCUGAUUGCCACCAGUCACCCGGUCUCGACCCCGGACGGCGAAGUCCGGAAGAUGUAGGAUCGGGUUGGAAGAAAAUGCGGGAGAUUAUGGGAUUCUUUUGCGGGAGGGAGGACAAGGGAAACGUCUGGGUCGGCUGUUAUGCAAGCCGACCGAUGAAUUUUGAGCCUAGUAAUAGUUGGGAGGAGGUGGAUGCCUUGGUCGCCGAGUUUGAGGACUUGGAUGUUUUAUGA
Messenger RNA from Capronia coronata CBS 617.96, 804 nucleotides. RefSeq lists its product as uncharacterized. The coding region runs from base 1 to 804 and encodes 267 amino acids. The transcript has a single exon. The record is from RefSeq and is a predicted model, not a curated record. Lineage: Eukaryota; Fungi; Ascomycota; Eurotiomycetes; Chaetothyriales; Herpotrichiellaceae.